Phaeodactylum tricornutum CCAP 1055/1 is the source of this 1956-nucleotide messenger RNA. RefSeq lists its product with no specific name. Lineage: Eukaryota; Bacillariophyta; Bacillariophyceae; Surirellales; Neidiaceae. The coding region runs from base 172 to 1956 and encodes 594 amino acids. The transcript has a single exon. The record is from RefSeq and is a predicted model, not a curated record. Gene Ontology annotation, cellular component: membrane.
CCUUUGACUGUGAAUCUCAAUCGGCAAACGACGUCUGUGGAGAAAGUGACGGUACGAAUUCUUUCUACAUGAAUAAACAGUGUUGUCGAUACUACUAGCAAGGAUCUUCUAAGCCGACAAAGCCGGAAUCAGAACUUCUCUGGUGAGACAAUUGUAGAUGAGACGAAAAAAAUGUCUGGAGACUGCGUACCACCACCCUCCACCAUUUCUUUUCCGUCCGUGCCAUCAUCAUCGUCCCGUUCCGAUUUGGCCCCUCCUUCUUCCGCCCAUACUCCACAAGACGCCAAUGCCAUCGGCAGCAACACACCAUCGCUCCUGUUUUCCCCGCCUCGUCAAGCAUCUUCACAAUCGUUUUCCUUCGUGACUCGCCCACGAUUUUUAUACGCGACCGUUUUCGUCUGGAUCAGCGUGACCGGUGGACGUUUUCUGGCUCCAUUUUUGCGACACCAGGCCGGACUAGAUGAUGGACAGAUUGGAACCGUCCUAGCUCUGCAAACACUACUGACAACUUUGACGGGAGGAUACGGGGGAGCUUGGGCCGAUCGGCGCGAAAUGAUGUAUCCUCAUCGUGGUCGAGCGCAGGUUCUUGGUGUCGGUGUGACAAUGGGAACUAUCUCGUUUGUGUUGCACAGCGGCAUCAACUGGAACAUUUCUACCAGUCGCAGUGGCUCCAGAAUUAACGACGAUGGUGACGAGGGCAACGACCACAAGUACGAAAGGUAUUUGCAUUAUGCGCUGCAAUGCGGAUUUGCCCUUGCCACUUCCUUAGUUUUUCCCGUAUUGGACGGCAUGUGUUUGGCAUAUUUACAAGCUGCUGCCUUACCAAAGCAAGCCUACGGAAGGGAGCGCUUGUACGGCGCCAUUACUUGGGCGGUGACAAAUCUCUGUCUAGCACCCUUGCUAGAUUGUAUAGGAUUUGUGAUCCUGUACUGGCUGAGCUGCCUUUCCUGUUUGGCCGUGUUGGUGAGCAUAGUCGUCUAUGUACAGGCACAACAGCAGGUUUCACGACAACUUCUUAAGCAAAAGAGCCAAAAUAUAGCAGUUGAGGAGGUGACCCACGACGAAGAUGACGAAUUUUGGGGAGGUCGCGAUCGUAUCCGCGACAGCCCAACCGAUAUCGGAAAUACAUUCGCGGAUGCGGACAACUCCCAUUGCAGCCAAAGUUCGUCGGGUCUGCAUACAGCUAGCACGGCUGACCGACGACUAACAACGAUACAAUUGUGUCGAUCCUUGUACGGCACUACCUUUGGAUUCGCCUUUUUGGUUGCCGUCCUGUCUCUCGCAUCGGGACAAGCGAUCGUAGACAGUUUGAGCUUUCUAUACUUUGAAACUUUGGGAAGCUCGUACAUGACAAUGGGAUUCAUGAUCUUACUUACGGUAGCGUUUGAAAUCCCCAUUUUCCACGUUGCCCCCAAAUUAUUGGAGUACGCUGGUGCUGGUGGACUACUCUUGUUGGGUGGUGCCUGUUACGUGACCCGCACAAUUGGAUAUUCCUUCAUUCCACAAGGCAAAGUUGGAUGGGUUUUGUGGUUGGAACCACUGCACGGAAUCACGUACGCGUGUAGUCAAACCGCCACGGUCGACUUCGUAGCCCAGCUCUUACCAGACGCCGGUUACGAAGCGACCGGACAAGGUUUGGUAUCAGUGACACGGGGUGUUGGAUCAAUGUUGGGAUUGUGGCUAGGUGGUACGGCUCAAAACAUAUUUGGUGCCCGCAUCGUAUAUCGAAUUGCGUCAGCCGUCGUCUUAACAGGAUCCAGUAUUUUUGCGUUGACAUUACUCGGGAUGACCCAUUCCGUAACCCACGUAUCUCGGAGCCAUUACAUGUUGUCGCAACUCGAUGGUGAUGACGACUUGGAUGUAGGCAAGAGCGAUUUGGAAUUGACAGCGGUACAAUCGAACGACGAUUCGUCCAGUCAAAGCGAGGAAAAAAAUUCGGUAGGAUACAGCAAGUAG